Molecule: messenger RNA, 1785 nt
Organism: Ricinus communis (castor bean)
Lineage: Eukaryota; Viridiplantae; Streptophyta; Magnoliopsida; Malpighiales; Euphorbiaceae
Product: SKP1-interacting partner 15
Exons: 2
Coding region: 159-1298 (379 amino acids)
Molecular function (GO): protein binding
Source: RefSeq, a predicted model, not a curated record
AUAAUGGUUAAACCAAACAAACAAGACAUAACUUAAGUAACCCGCGCUAACUCUAUGAACUUGAGCUUAGAAAAACUCUCUCCUCUUUUUUCUUUUUUCCUCAUUUCUCUUCCUUGAGUUGAUCUGGUCCAUCCAUCGCCGGCCUACCGAUUGAAGAAAUGGACGCAUCACCAAUCAGCAGAUUACCACAGGACACGCUCCAUCAGAUCUUCUCAUCACUUCCGCUCCGUGAUAUCAUGAUCUGCAAAUCCGUUUGCAAAUUCUUCAAUCACAUGUUAACUUCACCCUCCUUUGUUAACCUAAUCUCCGUCAAACCUCCUCUACGUUUCCUCGCUCUCCGUCCACCUCAUCACAACCACAAUCAUAAUCACAAAUCCCUCCACGUGUACGAUCCUGAUCAAAACCAAUGGCUUAAAUUUAGUCUGACUUUUUUACCCUUCAGGUCUCCACAUCCUGUGGCUUCAGUUGGUGGGCUUGUGUAUUUUUGGUGUGAUCGUGAUCGUGAUCGUGAUUCAUCUAACUCGUCCGAGUCAGGUAAGUCUCUCGUGGUAUGUAACCCGUUGACUAGUGAAUUCAAAGUGCUACCUCAGCUCGGUUCUGCUUGGUCGAAACACGGAGCUGUACUCGUUGACUCAGCGAGUCGAGUAAUGGUACUUACGGAGCUUGCAUUUUUAUACUUGUCAAAUAGAAACCCUAAAUCUUGGCUCACGUUUUCAUCGAAUUUACCAUCAAAACCUAGAAGUCCGGUUUUGGUUUGGAACUCGGUUUUCGCAUUAUGUGACGUUGGAUCUCCAUGGAGAUCGCAAUGGAAGCUAUUUACAUGUAAACUGUCGAGUCUUAAUAAUAAUAAUAACUAUCAUAAUCAUUGGAUGUGUUUAGAGAAGCAUGAAUGGGCUGAUUUAUUUGAUAUAAUAAAACGGCCGCGUUUAGUUGGUGGAAAUGGGAGGAAGUUGCUGAUGAUAGGAGGAUUGAAAUCGACGUUUUCCUUGAAUCCAUCGUGUUCGACCAUAUUGAUAUUGAGGUUGGAUUUGGAGAGGUUAGAAUGGGAAGAGGCGGGUAGAAUGCCGGUGGAAAUGUAUAGGUGUUUUCAGGAAUCGAGCAAGUUGAAGGUGUUUGGCGGUGGUGAUAGGGUUUGUUUUUCGGCCAAGAGACUCGGGAAAUUAGCGCUUUGGGUUGAUUGUGGUGGAGAUACGAGUUGUUGGAGGUGGAUUGAUGGGGCGCCUUGCGGUGUUGGUAGUGGUGGUGAUGGGCUCUGGAGAGGGUUUGUGUUUGAGGCUACACUUACUGCAUUGCCCUGAUUGGCUAUCUGCUUCCUGGCUGCUUGGCCUGGACAAGUGAGCUGUGGGUUGUCACUCAUGUGGACCUUUCUUGUGCUCUGAUUCAGAAUUAGAUGCCUCAUCUUCUGAAUUUGUUUCAUUAACUUUUACCUUCCAGCAAAUGAUCACAGUUCCAGCUGAAACCGUUCAAGUUAGUUCAAAUCCAGCUUUGAUUGUAAACUAAGCUGCUACUAGCGUAAAAUCGGUGGAGCUUCUUUCUGCAUAAAAUAAGAAUUUCUGCAUUGUUUCCUAAUGGGGAAAGAAACAUUUUUUUAAUCUUUAGGUCUUCACCCCACUUUGAGUUCAGUUUGAUGUAGUGCGGGUUCUUCUGUAAUGUCUUUUGAUUCCAAGAGAGCAUUACCAUUAUAGGGUCUCAAAUCCAUCCUAGUAUUGUGCAUUUCUUAUUCCUUUAUAGAUCCUUCGCAGUAUGUCAGACUCGAACAAUCUGUGGAUAGAGCUGUUAGUGUUU